AUGGAUAAGUGGGUAGUACUGAUGAAACCUACAAAACAUGCGGAUAAAAAUCAGCAAAUCGUUAGCUUUCAUAGCAAUCUUUGCAUUGAAAUGCUGCUAUAUUAUACCAGCAAACCACACUCAACAACAGAAAAUACUAAGAUGAAAAUCAAAAUCAAACUCAUCAGAACAGCCGAGCAGGCAACGUCGGCCCAAGGUGUUGUAUCAAUUGAUGAUCUCUUAACUGAAAUCUUGUUGCGUCUCCCCAUAAAAUCACUCAUUCGCUUCAAGUUAGUAUCCAAACACUGGCACUAUUUGAUCACAAAUCCGAAAUUCUGCCAUCUACGUAAUCCGAACCCCAAUCCUGCCUUAGGCCUUUUAUUGCCCUUCCCUAACUUCCGCAUUAGCCCCUUGUUUGAAUAUGUCCCCUUCUCGGUCCAAAAUCCAACCAAUCCACCUUUUAGAAAGCUCAAGUUUACUAAAGACCCUUCUCGCAUUAGUAUCUUGCGGUCUUGCAAUGGACUCUUACUUUGUAGUAGCUUACGAGCUCGUAACCAUAAUCUCAAGUACUAUGUCUACAAUCCCACAACAAAACGCUUCACUACACUUCCAAAACCAGAUCAAGGAACCGGGAUCAGAAAGAAAAUAUGUGGUAUAAACUUAGCUUUUGAUCCUCCCAAGUCUCCCACUACAAAGUUGUUUGUGUUCAACAUUUAGAAUUAGAUCAAGAAGAGAGAGAAUAUCAGAU
This is a messenger RNA of Olea europaea var. sylvestris, 727 nucleotides long. RefSeq names its product F-box protein At5g07610-like. Gene Ontology annotation, molecular function: protein binding. The record is from RefSeq and is a predicted model, not a curated record. Lineage: Eukaryota; Viridiplantae; Streptophyta; Magnoliopsida; Lamiales; Oleaceae. The coding region runs from base 1 to 696 and encodes 231 amino acids. The transcript has 2 exons.